Messenger RNA from Cebus imitator (Panamanian white-faced capuchin), 7704 nucleotides. It is a transcript of the gene CNOT1, whose product is annotated as CCR4-NOT transcription complex subunit 1. Gene Ontology annotation, biological process: nuclear-transcribed mRNA catabolic process, deadenylation-dependent decay. The record is from RefSeq and is a predicted model, not a curated record. Gene Ontology annotation, molecular function: molecular adaptor activity. NCBI's taxonomy places the organism in Eukaryota, Metazoa, Chordata, Mammalia, Primates, Cebidae. Gene Ontology annotation, cellular component: P-body; CCR4-NOT core complex. The coding region runs from base 334 to 7515 and encodes 2393 amino acids. The transcript has 49 exons.
GAAAUGGGAACGGGGAGGGGAAAGGCCGCGACGUGAGCGCGCGACCUCCGGCGCCAUUUUGUCGAGAAACAAGCGGAGUUAACCGAAGAGGGGGUCGAGGAGAGCUGGAGUCGGGGACCCAGGAGUUUCCUGUGUCCAGCGCUGCCGGAGCCGCCUGAGGUGCCAUGUUUCAGAACAGAGUAAGACCCCUGGUAAAGAAGAACUGAAGAAAUUAUACAGACACCAGAUAUAGCCUAAUUAAAAAGAAAGCAUUAACCUGCCUCUGAGGUGACUAAAGGGGAAUAAUGGUGAUUUUGCGCCGGGCUCGGCCGCCUGCUUCCGCCCCAACCAGCAAUGAAUCUUGACUCGCUCUCGCUGGCCUUGUCUCAAAUCAGCUACCUGGUGGACAAUUUAACCAAGAAAAAUUACCGAGCCAGCCAGCAGGAAAUACAGCAUAUUGUGAAUCGGCACGGUCCUGAGGCAGACAGGCAUUUAUUACGCUGCCUAUUUUCGCAUGUGGAUUUCAGUGGCGAUGGUAAAAGCAGUGGCAAAGAUUUCCAUCAGACUCAGUUUCUGAUUCAGGAGUGUGCGUUGCUGAUUACAAAGCCAAAUUUUAUCUCGACGCUGUCGUAUGCCAUUGAUAAUCCAUUGCACUAUCAGAAGAGUUUAAAGCCUGCACCCCACUUAUUUGCCCAGCUGAGUAAAGUGCUCAAAUUAAGCAAAGUACAAGAGGUAAUUUUUGGCCUUGCCCUGUUGAAUUCUUCCAGUUCAGAUCUUAGAGGUUUCGCUGCCCAGUUUAUCAAACAGAAGCUUCCAGAUCUUCUGCGUUCUUACAUUGACGCAGACGUCAGUGGAAAUCAAGAAGGUGGCUUCCAAGAUAUAGCAAUAGAGGUCUUACACCUCCUCCUCUCCCAUCUCCUCUUUGGGCAGAAGGGAGCCUUUGGAGUUGGACAAGAACAGAUAGACGCUUUUCUUAAGACGUUGCGCAGAGAUUUUCCCCAAGAACGCUGUCCUGUGGUGCUUGCACCACUUUUAUACCCUGAAAAACGGGACAUUCUAAUGGACAGGAUCCUGCCUGAUUCCGGAGGGGUAGCUAAAACCAUGAUGGAGAGCUCUUUGGCUGAUUUCAUGCAAGAAGUAGGCUAUGGCUUUUGUGCAAGUAUUGAAGAAUGUCGCAAUAUAAUCAUGCAGUUUGGUGUUCGGGAGGUCACAGCUGCCCAGGUUGCAAGAGUUUUGGGAAUGAUGGCUCGAACUCAUUCAGGAUUAACAGAUGGCAUUCCAUUACAGAGUAUUUCUGCUCCGGGCAGUGGGAUCUGGAGUGAUGGAAAAGAUAAAAGUGAUGGAGCACAGGCACACACGUGGAAUGUAGAAGUCUUGAUUGAUGUUCUUAAAGAACUGAAUCCGAGUUUGAAUUUCAAGGAAGUAACUUAUGAACUGGACCAUCCUGGAUUUCAAAUUCGUGACAGUAAAGGACUUCAUAAUGUGGUUUAUGGCAUUCAAAGGGGUUUGGGUAUGGAAGUCUUCCCAGUAGACCUCAUAUAUAGACCUUGGAAACAUGCCGAAGGCCAGCUCUCCUUCAUUCAACAUUCCCUUAUAAAUCCAGAGAUCUUCUGUUUUGCUGACUAUCCCUGUCAUACUGUUGCCACUGAUAUUCUGAAAGCACCACCAGAGGAUGACAAUCGAGAAAUUGCCACAUGGAAGAGCUUGGAUUUGAUUGAAUCUCUGCUGAGGCUUGCAGAGGUUGGGCAGUAUGAGCAAGUCAAACAACUCUUCAGCUUCCCUAUCAAACACUGUCCAGACAUGCUGGUAUUGGCCUUACUGCAAAUUAACACCUCUUGGCAUACCUUGCGCCAUGAACUCAUCUCCACUCUGAUGCCAAUUUUCCUUGGAAACCACCCUAACUCAGCUAUUAUUUUGCACUAUGCAUGGCAUGGGCAGGGACAGUCUCCCUCAAUUCGCCAACUCAUCAUGCAUGCAAUGGCAGAAUGGUACAUGAGAGGGGAGCAGUAUGAUCAGGCCAAAUUGUCUCGAAUACUUGAUGUGGCCCAGGACUUGAAGGCCUUGUCAAUGCUGCUAAAUGGUACUCCAUUUGCCUUUGUUAUUGACCUUGCUGCACUUGCUUCACGUCGUGAAUACCUCAAACUUGAUAAGUGGCUCACAGAUAAAAUUCGAGAGCAUGGGGAGCCUUUUAUCCAGGCAUGUAUGACUUUUUUAAAGAGACGAUGUCCUUCUAUUUUGGGUGGACUUGCCCCAGAAAAAGACCAGCCCAAAAGUGCUCAACUUCCUCCAGAAACUCUGGCGACAAUGUUGGCCUGUUUGCAAGCUUGUGCAGGGAGUGUUUCUCAGGAGUUAUCGGAAACUAUCCUUACCAUGGUAGCCAAUUGCAGUAAUGUUAUGAAUAAGGCCAGACAACCACCACCUGGAGUUAUGCCAAAAGGACGUCCUCCUAGUGCUAGCAGCUUAGAUGCCAUUUCUCCUGUUCAGAUUGACCCUCUUGCUGGAAUGACAUCUCUUAGUAUAGGUGGUUCAGCUGCCCCUCACACCCAGAGUAUGCAGGGUUUUCCUCCAAAUUUGGGUUCUGCAUUCAGUACCCCUCAGUCACCAGCAAAAGCAUUUCCACCCCUUUCAACCCCCAAUCAGACCACUGCAUUCAGUGGUAUUGGAGGACUUUCAUCACAGCUUCCAGUAGGUGGUCUUGGCACAGGCAGCCUGACUGGUAUAGGAACUGGUGCUCUUGGACUCCCUGCAGUGAAUAACGACCCUUUUGUACAGAGGAAACUGGGCACCUCUGGAUUGAACCAGCCUACAUUCCAGCAGAGUAAGAUGAAACCUUCGGACUUGUCUCAGGUGUGGCCAGAAGCAAACCAGCACUUUAGUAAAGAGAUAGAUGAUGAAGCAAACAGCUAUUUCCAGCGAAUAUAUAAUCAUCCACCACAUCCAACCAUGUCUGUCGAUGAGGUAUUAGAAAUGCUGCAGAGAUUUAAAGACUCUACUAUAAAGAGAGAACGAGAAGUAUUUAACUGUAUGCUAAGGAACUUGUUUGAAGAAUAUCGGUUUUUUCCCCAGUAUCCUGAUAAAGAGUUACAUAUAACAGCCUGCCUGUUUGGUGGUAUAAUUGAAAAAGGACUAGUUACUUACAUGGCACUAGGUCUGGCCCUACGAUAUGUUCUUGAAGCCUUACGCAAGCCUUUUGGAUCCAAAAUGUAUUAUUUCGGGAUUGCUGCACUAGAUAGAUUUAAAAACAGAUUGAAGGACUAUCCCCAGUAUUGUCAGCACUUGGCUUCUAUCAGUCACUUUAUGCAAUUUCCACAUCAUUUACAGGAGUAUAUCGAGUAUGGACAGCAGUCGAGAGAUCCUCCUGUGAAAAUGCAAGGCUCUAUUACAACCCCUGGAAGUAUUGCGCUGGCGCAGGCCCAGGCUCAGGCACAGGUUCCAGCAAAAGCUCCUCUUGCUGGUCAGGUUAGCACUAUGGUAACCACCUCAACAACCACUACUGUUGCUAAAACCGUUACGGUAACCAGGCCAACUGGAGUCAGCUUUAAGAAAGAUGUGCCACCUUCUAUCAAUACUACAAAUAUAGAUACAUUGCUUGUGGCCACAGAUCAAACUGAGAGAAUUGUGGAGCCCCCGGAAAAUAUCCAGGAGAAAAUUGCUUUUAUUUUCAAUAAUCUCUCACAGUCAAAUAUGACACAAAAGGUUGAAGAGCUAAAGGAAACUGUGAAAGAAGAAUUUAUGCCAUGGGUUUCACAGUAUCUGGUUAUGAAGAGAGUCAGUAUUGAGCCAAACUUUCAUAGCCUGUAUUCAAACUUCCUUGACACACUGAAGAAUCCUGAAUUUAACAAGAUGGUUCUGAAUGAGACCUAUAGAAACAUUAAAGUAAGAGUUGUUUCUUAUAUUUUUUUAAAUUGUUUCAAAUUUGGAAAUGAAACCAGCACUAUAUUUAAACCUGUGGAUGGGAAUAUUCCCCAUUCUUGGUUACGCUGUAGUGCAAAAGAAUUCCUGGCUCUCUGUUGCACAGCUGACUUGUGCCAUUCUGCUGUUGCUGACUUGGAUGUGAAAUCAUUGCUGCUAGAGGCUUAUGUUAAAGGACAACAAGAAUUGCUCUAUGUAGUGCCCUUUGUUGCCAAAGUCUUAGAGUCUAGCAUUCGUAGUGUGGUUUUUAGGCCACCAAACCCUUGGACAAUGGCAAUUAUGAAUGUAUUAGCUGAGCUACAUCAGGAGCAUGACUUAAAGUUAAACUUGAAGUUUGAAAUUGAGGUCCUCUGCAAAAACCUUGCAUUAGACAUAAAUGAGCUAAAGCCUGGAAACCUCCUAAAGGAUAAAGAUCGCCUGAAGAAUUUAGAUGAGCAACUUUCUGCUCCAAAGAAAGAUGUGAAGCAGCCGGAAGAACUCCCUCCUAUCACAACCACAACAACUUCUACUACACCAGCUACCAACACCACUUGUACAGCCACGGUUCCACCACAGCCACAGUACAGUUACCAUGACAUCAAUGUCUAUUCCCUUGCGGGCCUGGCACCCCACAUUACUCUAAAUCCAACAAUUCCCUUGUUUCAGGCCCAUCCACAGUUGAAGCAGUGUGUGCGUCAGGCAAUUGAACGGGCUGUCCAGGAAUUAGUCCAUCCUGUGGUGGAUCGAUCAAUUAAGAUUGCCAUGACUACUUGUGAGCAAAUAGUCAGGAAGGAUUUUGCUCUGGAUUCGGAGGAAUCUCGAAUGCGAAUAGCAGCUCAUCACAUGAUGCGUAACUUGACAGCUGGAAUGGCUAUGAUUACAUGCAGAGAACCUUUGCUCAUGAGCAUAUCUACCAACCUAAAAAACAGUUUUGCCUCAGCCCUUCGUACUGCUUCCCCACAACAAAGGGAGAUGAUGGAUCAGGCAGCUGCUCAAUUAGCUCAGGACAAUUGUGAGUUGGCUUGCUGUUUUAUUCAGAAGACCGCAGUAGAAAAAGCAGGCCCUGAGAUGGACAAGAGAUUAGCAACUGAAUUUGAGCUGAGAAAACAUGCUAGGCAAGAAGGACGCAGAUACUGUGAUCCUGUCGUCUUAACUUAUCAAGCCGAACGGAUGCCAGAGCAAAUCAGGCUGAAAGUUGGUGGUGUGGACCCAAAGCAGCUGGCUGUUUAUGAAGAGUUUGCACGCAAUGUUCCUGGCUUCUUGCCUACAAAUGACCUAAGUCAGCCCACAGGAUUUUUAGCUCAGCCCAUGAAGCAAGCUUGGGCAACAGAUGAUGUAGCUCAGAUUUAUGAUAAGUGUAUUACAGAACUGGAGCAGCAUCUGCAUGCCAUCCCACCAACUUUGGCCAUGAACCCGCAAGCUCAGGCUCUUCGAAGUCUCUUGGAGGUUGUAGUUUUAUCUCGAAACUCUCGGGAUGCCAUAGCUGCUCUUGGAUUGCUCCAAAAGGCUGUAGAGGGCUUACUAGAUGCCACAAGUGGUGCUGAUGCUGACUUGCUGCUGCGCUACAGGGAAUGCCACCUCUUGGUACUAAAAGCUCUGCAGGAUGGCCGGGCAUAUGGGUCUCCAUGGUGCAACAAACAGAUCACAAGGUGCCUAAUUGAAUGUCGGGAUGAAUAUAAAUAUAAUGUGGAGGCUGUGGAGCUGCUAAUUCGCAAUCAUUUAGUUAAUAUGCAGCAGUAUGAUCUUCACCUAGCGCAGUCAAUGGAGAAUGGUUUAAACUACAUGGCUGUGGCAUUUGCUAUGCAAUUGGUGAAAAUCCUGCUGGUGGAUGAAAGGAGCGUUGCCCAUGUUACCGAGGCAGAUCUAUUCCACACCAUUGAAACCCUCAUGAGAAUUAAUGCUCAUUCCAGAGGCAAUGCUCCAGAAGGAUUGCCCCAGCUGAUGGAAGUAGUGCGAUCCAACUAUGAAGCAAUGAUUGAUCGUGCUCAUGGAGGCCCAAACUUUAUGAUGCAUUCUGGGAUCUCUCAAGCCUCAGAGUACGAUGACCCUCCAGGCCUGAGGGAGAAGGCAGAGUAUCUUCUGAGGGAAUGGGUGAAUCUCUACCAUUCAGCAGCAGCUGGCCGCGACAGUACCAAAGCUUUCUCUGCGUUUGUUGGACAGAUGCACCAGCAAGGAAUACUAAAGACUGAUGAUCUCAUAACACGGUUCUUUCGUCUGUGUACUGAAAUGUGUGUUGAAAUCAGUUACCGUGCUCAAGCUGAGCAGCAGCACAAUCCUGCUGCUAAUCCCACUAUGAUCCGAGCCAAGUGCUAUCACAACCUGGAUGCCUUUGUUCGACUCAUUGCACUGCUCGUGAAACACUCAGGGGAGGCCACCAACACUGUCACAAAGAUUAAUCUGCUGAACAAGGUCCUUGGUAUAGUAGUGGGAGUUCUCCUUCAGGAUCAUGAUGUUCGUCAGAGUGAAUUUCAGCAGCUUCCUUACCAUCGAAUUUUUAUCAUGCUGCUCUUGGAACUCAAUGCACCUGAGCAUGUGUUGGAAACCAUUAAUUUUCAGACACUUACAGCUUUCUGCAAUACAUUCCACAUCUUGAGGCCUACCAAAGCUCCUGGCUUUGUAUAUGCCUGGCUUGAACUGAUUUCCCAUCGGAUAUUUAUUGCAAGAAUGCUGGCACAUACGCCACAGCAGAAGGGGUGGCCUAUGUAUGCACAGCUACUGAUUGAUUUAUUCAAAUAUUUAGCUCCUUUCCUUAGAAAUGUGGAACUCACCAAACCUAUGCAAAUCCUCUACAAGGGCACUUUAAGAGUGCUGCUGGUUCUUUUGCAUGAUUUCCCAGAGUUCCUUUGUGAUUACCAUUAUGGGUUUUGUGAUGUGAUUCCACCUAAUUGUAUCCAGUUAAGAAAUUUGAUCCUGAGUGCCUUUCCAAGAAACAUGAGGCUCCCAGACCCAUUCACUCCUAAUCUAAAGGUGGACAUGCUGAGUGAAAUUAACAUUGCUCCCCGGAUUCUCACCAAUUUCACUGGAGUAAUGCCACCUCAGUUCAAAAAGGAUUUGGAUUCCUAUCUUAAAACUCGAUCACCAGUCACUUUUUUGUCUGAUCUGCGCAGCAACCUACAGGUAUCCAAUGAACCUGGGAAUCGCUACAACCUCCAGCUCAUCAAUGCACUGGUGCUCUAUGUAGGGACUCAGGCCAUUGCGCACAUUCACAACAAGGGCAGCACGCCUUCAAUGAGCACCAUCACUCAUUCAGCACACAUGGAUAUCUUCCAGAAUUUGGCUGUGGACUUGGACACUGAGGGUCGCUAUCUCUUUUUGAAUGCAAUUGCAAAUCAGCUCCGGUACCCAAAUAGCCACACUCACUACUUCAGUUGCACCAUGCUAUACCUUUUUGCAGAGGCCAAUACAGAAGCUAUCCAAGAACAGAUCACAAGAGUUCUCUUGGAACGGUUGAUUGUAAAUAGGCCACAUCCUUGGGGUCUUCUUAUUACCUUCAUUGAGCUGAUUAAAAACCCAGCGUUUAAAUUCUGGAACCAUGAAUUUGUACACUGUGCCCCAGAAAUCGAGAAGUUAUUCCAGUCGGUGGCACAGUGCUGCAUGGGACAGAAGCAGGCCCAGCAAGUAAUGGAAGGGACAGGUGCCAGUUAGAUGAAACUGCAUCUCUGUUGUAUGUGUCACCCUAGCGGUCUCACUGCACCAAGUUCAUAAACUGAAGAAUCCUUUCAGCUGUUCCUGACUUUCCCAGCCCUUUGGUUUGCGGGUAUCUGCCCCAACUACUGUUGGGAUCAGCCUCCUGUCUUAUGUGGGCACGUUCCAAAGUUUAAACGCAUUUUUUUU